AUGGCGAUGGCUACUACCCUGUCGCCCAUCCUGAACAACCCAACCUCGAAUCCUGUCAGCCCUGUCGUCACCACCACGGGCGGUGGCCCACCCGAGUUAAGCGAUAUCGAUUAUCUCCGCGAGGUCCUGGGGCAGCAGCAACCACCCGACGGCAAAACAGAGGCGGAUAUCGAGUCGGAACUUGCUGACAAGGCGGCGGCGUUGGGGAUAGAGCUGCCGAUUGAAGGGGGGGCGAGGUUGACGGUGGAGGAGCAGCUGUCGAGUGGUGAGUCGGAUGGUGCUUUUACUAGGCAGCAUGGGAGGACGGUGUCGUCGACGAGCUCGAACGAGACGGUUAACUCUGGUUCUGGUUCACAUGCGUCGCGCCACUCGAUAGUGCUGCCGGCAACGUUGACGGAGUCGGCUGCGAGGAGGAGGUCGAGGAGUUUGACUUUUUCGCAGUAUGAGAAGUAUCUAGGCCAGAUCAACCCUGCGCUGGAUCAGCCCAAGUUUAUGAGGCCGCAGCAUGACAAGACGGAGAGGUCGGUGGGGAUAUUGGUUAGGUCAGGGACGAGGAAGGGGGUGAUGGAUCUCAAGAGGAGCAUUGCUAGCAGGUUAAAGAGAAGGAGAGCUACACCUUCCUCUCUGACGCCCAUCCCCUGCAUCUGCUGCCGCGAAGACUUUUCCCGCGAAAACAACACCCUCCAAACCCUCCCGUGCGGCCACACCUACUGUCAAGAUUGUCUUGAAGUCAUGAUCGCCCAGUCCACCUCGGACGAGUCCAAAAUGCCUCCCCGCUGCUGCACCCAGCCCAUCCCCACCCCCAUCAUCAAGAGCGUCCUCCCUCGUGACAAACAGCAGCUAUUCCUCAAAGCGGUCCAGCAGUACUCCACCCCCUGGGAAAACCGGAUCUUUUGCCCAAACACCACCUGCGGCGAGUUCAUCCCCCCCACCUCCAAAAUCGACCCGAAGCACCCCUUUGAAGCGGUGUGCAGGUACUGCCGGACGAGGGUUUGCGUCAUGUGCAAACGGAACGCGCACAGGCUGGGACAGGACUGUCCGUCUGAUAGGGAGCUGGACGCGGUGCUUAAGAUUGGUGAAUGUUCCGGGUGGAGGAGGUGCUACAAGUGCCGGACGUUGGUGGAGCUGGCGCAGGGAUGCACGCAUAUCACCUGUCGGUGCAAGGCGCAGUUUUGUUACAUUUGCGGUGCGGUCUGGGAUCCGUGCGUGGGGUGUCCGAAUUUUUGCAACGGGGAGGAGGAGCUGGAGCGGAGGAGGGUGGCGGAGGAGGCGAGGUUGGCGGAGCUGGAGGCGGAGGAGCUGGCGAGGGAGAAGUUGGCGGAGCAGGAGGAGAGGGAGCGGCAGGAGAGGGAGAGGAGGACACUGGAUAAUGUCGAGUUUAGGAUGUUGAAAAGAGAACAAGAGGCGGAGAUGCAUCGGUUCAGGGCGUUCGAGCUGGGGGCGAAGCAGAAGAUGAAGGAGAGGCACUCGAAAAAGAGGAUGGCGCUGGGGGAGAAGUAUGACGAGCUGACGGAGAAGAUGAGGGAGAGGCACGCGAAGACGGAGCAGCAUUUGGAGGAUCGGCAGGUGCUGGCCGAGUUUGAGCUGUUGGCGAGUUUGGAGGAGAAGGAGAAGAAGAUUAGGCUGAAGCUGAAGUAUAUGGAGGAUUAUUGCAGUGGGAGGCACCGGCCGUCGGCGAGUGAGCUGAGUGCGGAUCCGGAGGAGAGGAAGAUGCCGAGACGGGAGAUCACGAUGAAGGAUAGGGAACAGCUGAGGCAGCAGUACUGCAUACGGGAUGGGAUGGAGAGGAAGCAUCAGUCGCAGAUUAAUGUGUUGAGGGAGAAGCAAGCGAAGGCGCUGGAGGAGCUGAUUGAACGGCAUGAGAAGGAGAUGGAUGCGCUGAUGGACAGGCGAGCGGAAGAGAUUGAGGAUUUGGCGGUUGAGUUUACAAACGAGGAAGAAGAGAUGGUAGGGGUCUUUAGGGAGAGGAGGAGGAGGCUAGAGUGGAAGUGGGAGUUGGAGAUGGAGAUCCUUCGAGUGAGAAUGGAGAGAGAGCUGGGGGUCGCCUUCGUGAGACUUGGGGGGCCAAAGUGGCCUGAGGAACAACAGCUGGUCCUGCAGCAACAGCAAAUAGUAGCUGAGCACGAGCAGCAGCAGGAGUACAUAUUGCCUGUGGUGGCGGGGAUGGAGAGUAUCACGGUAGACGAGGUUCAGGUUGAGCCUGAAGCUGAGGUUGGGAUUGCGAAGUGA
Messenger RNA from Podospora anserina S mat+, 2229 nucleotides. RefSeq lists its product as uncharacterized. Gene Ontology annotation, cellular component: cytoplasm; ubiquitin ligase complex. Gene Ontology annotation, molecular function: ubiquitin conjugating enzyme binding; ubiquitin protein ligase activity; zinc ion binding. The coding region runs from base 1 to 2229 and encodes 742 amino acids. The record is from RefSeq and is a predicted model, not a curated record. Gene Ontology annotation, biological process: ubiquitin-dependent protein catabolic process; protein polyubiquitination; positive regulation of proteasomal ubiquitin-dependent protein catabolic process. NCBI's taxonomy places the organism in Eukaryota, Fungi, Ascomycota, Sordariomycetes, Sordariales, Podosporaceae. The transcript is spliced from 2 exons.